Messenger RNA from Brettanomyces nanus, 885 nucleotides. RefSeq lists its product as uncharacterized. The transcript has a single exon. The coding region runs from base 1 to 885 and encodes 294 amino acids. NCBI's taxonomy places the organism in Eukaryota, Fungi, Ascomycota, Pichiomycetes, Pichiales, Pichiaceae. The record is from RefSeq and is a predicted model, not a curated record.
AUGCCACUCAUACUUUUCGUCGGAUAUCCGUCGUCUGGAAAGACGCGAUUCGCGCGGAAACUUUGCGAACAGCUCAAACAAAAGAUAUCCAGUCUCAAUCUUACAGAACCAGGAGCAGGUAUGAAGGUUAUUCUUCACAAUGACGAAACUUUAAGAAUUAACCACCAAAUGUACAAAGAAUCUACUUCGGAGAAAGCUGCAAGGGGAGAACAGAUGUCUGCAGUGAAAAGGGAUCUUUCUAAGAAUAACAUAGUGAUACUCGAUGGCUUGAAUUACAUUAAAGGAUUCAGAUACCAACUAUUCUGUGAGACCAAAAAUUUAAGUACCACCUAUUGCGUGAUCCAGGUAAUAGCUCCCAACAGCGUCUGCUUUCAAUGGAAUCAAGAUAGACCAGAAACAGAUCGUUGGGAUUCCUCGCUUGUCAAAGAGUUGAUUAUGCGUUUUGAAGAACCUGAUGGACGUAAUCGUUGGGAUUCCCCUCUAAUACCUAUUAGUUACGAUGAUGAAGAGGUACCAUUUGAUGAUGUGUGGACCAGUGUCAUACUUAAAAAACCUCCCAAACCCAACCAGUCGACAUUUUUAAAACCUGCUGCCGCCUCAGACUACCUUCAAGAGUUGGACAGACUCACUUCUAAAGUCGUGGAUAGCGUUAUUCAAUACCAAAACUUGAAUCAGAUAGGAGGGAAAGUCCUCAUCAAGGCUAAAAAUGAGAGGACAGAUGCACAAUCAAUCUACAUAAAUAUGCCGGCUGUAAAUGUCUCUAUUGCUCAACUACAGAGACUAAGAAGAACCUAUGUUUCUAUGAAUAGAAUGAGAUCGAUCGAUAACCAAAGCAUCAUACCACUCUUCGUUCAGUUUAUAGAUCAUGCUCUCAAUACAGACUAA